This is a messenger RNA of Aspergillus vadensis CBS 113365, 639 nucleotides long. RefSeq lists its product as uncharacterized. Bases 277 to 639 code for a protein of 120 amino acids. The record is from RefSeq and is a predicted model, not a curated record. The transcript has 6 exons. Lineage: Eukaryota; Fungi; Ascomycota; Eurotiomycetes; Eurotiales; Aspergillaceae.
AGUGACCAUCGUGUGCUCGAACAACGGAGUGUAGACGUCAAGACUAUCACGGUCACUCACGAGAAGUCAAACAUGUUGAUACCACUUCGAAUGUAAUACAUCCAUCAAGGUAGUGUAGGAAUGAUGGUCGAAAACUUUCAAGUCUGGGGCUUUCACAGAUAGGUUUGACAGGUGUUCUGCAUACUGGCUGAAGCAUACCGGACGGUAAUACGGCAGCACUGUUAAUUCCAGAUUUCCGCACGUUGGCAUAGAAAUCUAGACCGAUUCAUAGUCCAAAUGGAGGAGACAGGUCAUAUUGACUGGUCGAUGGCGAUGGAAAACCUGAGACAGAGGUUGAACGAAGACUUUGGGAAACCGCGGUUUAGGCUCAAAACAAAAGUACUGCAGAAGACACUCGUGGAUCCACAGAUUCUCACCUGGUCGCUGAUCGCUAGACUUGAAGGAACCUGGAACAGUGGACACGGACUUCCCCACUGCUGCUCCGGUCCGCAUCCGUCGGUCACAAUGGCGGGACUUGGCCUCUUUGUCCGUGAGGAACGAGCUAUAUCUGCAUCUUCAGUUACCGAGAUAAAUGUGUCGGACUCAUGGGCGGACACGGAGGAGUUCGGAGGGUCGGAUAUCAUCACGCUGAACAGCUAA